This is a messenger RNA of Pieris brassicae (large cabbage white), 4126 nucleotides long. Its product is annotated as tetraspanin-33-like. The coding region runs from base 692 to 1531 and encodes 279 amino acids. The transcript has 7 exons. Gene Ontology annotation, biological process: protein maturation; protein localization to plasma membrane. Gene Ontology annotation, cellular component: membrane. The record is from RefSeq and is a predicted model, not a curated record. Lineage: Eukaryota; Metazoa; Arthropoda; Insecta; Lepidoptera; Pieridae.
GCGUGUCUGCCUCAUUUAUAAGCAAUGUAAACAAUAGUCCGAGAAACAGACACAAGUAAAUGAUAUGAUUGAUAAACCUGUUUUUUUAACAUUUCAAGGUGGUGUUAAUUGACAACGCAGCGCUACCACGGUGGCAGGUGUGGUACUUAAAAUUGUAUAAUUAUCGCUAUUUAAAAAGUCUGCCACUCGAACUACUCAUAUUGAUAUUUUGCUCGCCAGCGGCCCUAGCUAUUUAGCAAAGUAAGAAAAUAAAAUAAUUUAAAUGCGGCUGGCAGCACUGUACUGUAGUCUGUGCGGAAAGAGAACUGUAUAUAUAUUAUUUGUAUACAUUAUUUGUAAUGAUAGUUUAAAAAUCAUCAUGUUGAUAAUAAUAAGAAAUAAAAUGAUUCUUGUAUUGUAUUAUCACACUGGUUGUAUGUCAGCACAGACUCCAUACUCUAACCGCACAUUAGUACACUCUUCUUAUUUUGUGUUACCAACACAAAAUUGAAAAGCUCUCCUUGAUCUGUGACACUCAAUUCAAAAGCCGAUGGCUAUGGGUCGUGUACUUACUACUUGUGAUUGUGUCAAGCCUUUGUGAAAAUUGAGAAUAUCGAUAAGUGUAUAUAUUAUUUCAAUUUGUAUAACAAUAUUCUAUAAGCAAAAUUAAUCUUUUAUUAUUUCCCUAACUGUGAAUACAAAGUAAGUAAAAAUGCAUGCGAGGCGUAGAGGACCGAAUUUUACGUAUGUCAGUGGAUGUGUAAAAUACAUGAUUUUUGUAUUAAACUUUAUAUUUUGGCUUUUAGGAGGUUUAGUAGUUUCUGUUGGACUCUAUGCAUUCAUAGAUAAGUGGCAGGCAACUGGACUCAUAAAGUUGGACACUUUAUAUGACUUAAUAUUAAAUGUUAGUCUCUUGAUUGCAUUGAUGGGAGGUGUGGUGUUCAUUGUCAGUUUUGCUGGCUGCAUUGGAGCUUUAAGAGAAAAUACCUGCUUGCUAAAGUUUUACUCCCUUUGUCUACUAAUACUAUUCCUAGUCGAAAUGGGUGGGGCAGUGUGUGGCUUUGUGUUCCCAAGAUCUCUACAUGGCUUUAUCGAGCAGAGCUUCACAGAGAGAGUCGUGCACUCAUAUAGAGAGGACCCUGAUUUGCAGAAUUUCAUAGAUUUUGCGCAAAGUGAUUUUCAUUGCUGCGGUCUCACAUCAGACGGUUACAUGGACUGGUCAAAGAAUGAGUACUUCAACUGUACUUCCCCAUCCGUAGAAAAAUGUGGAGUUCCUUACUCAUGCUGUAUUAACCCUACUGAUAUAAGUUCAGGACUAGUGAACAUUAUGUGUGGGUAUGGGGUCCAAAACUAUCCGGUGGCAGAAGCGAGCAAGCGUGUAUGGACAAGUGGGUGUAUAGAAAUCGUUCGUCUAUGGGGCGAAAGGCAUCUCUACACUAUAGCCUCCGUAGCCCUUGGGGUAGCAUUAUCACAACUAUUUGUGAUAUACCUCGCUAAGACCCUUGAGGGACAGAUUGAGUUGCAAAAAGCCAGGUACAGAUGGCAAACAUGAAACCGGGGCUCGGCAGGCGCGUACAGGGAUGAGUGUAGACGCGCACUGCUGUAGCGACCGGAAUCGAACCCGGAGCCUGCCAUUCACAUCUAGUGCCAUAUGGAUCCGGUGUUAAGUGUUAAAGUGUGUUAAACAAAGUGUAAAUGGAACAGUGAUUUAGUGAAAAGGUGACAUCAUGACAAGGUAAGGAAUGUAUAUGGUAACAUUGACACCAAAUUUAUAAGGGUCACAUGUAACAACAUCUACAAAAAUCUCAUAAUAUAUACUCCUUCAGUUUAAAACAAUUAUCAGGUCUGAAAUUAAAAAAUUGUAUAUUAUUACUUGUGUAACAUUAGUUUCUUAUCUAUGAUUUAUGUAGAAGCAUUACCACAAACAAACCGUACUAUCGUUUAUAAAUCACCAACAAUAUUUUUAAUAAUCUUUAAAAAAAACUGCUGAGUUUAAUGACAUAUAUCAAAAUGAACUGGUUUCUGAAAUUUACUAAAAGCGUUAUUGGGAAAAUAUGCAAUAAUGUUGGUAUUUCAAAUUAAGUAUAUAUCUCUAUCAAUUGUCAAUGUUGUUUUGUUUUAUUACCAAUAUAAAAUAGUGGCAAGAAUUUUUGUUGUCUUUGUCUAUAAUAUGUACCUGUUUCGAAAGUUAUCAUAUAUACAAUUUUACAUUGUAAGUGGACUUGCUUACCACAAUGUUUACAACAAACAAACAGUUGAAGAGAGAAACACAAAAAAAAAAUUGCUAUUAAUAUUUUCUUCUUUAAUUUAGAUCUUCGAAAUACUUUUAGUUAGAAACCUUAUGCAUAGAUGGCGUUGUAACCAGUAUAAUACAUUUACAGUUAUGUAGAUUAUAAGUAUAAGAUAUGCUAAUAUAACUAUUCGUGCAUUUAUUGUAGGUAUUAUAUGUAAAUAUAUAUAUGUUACUGGGAGUAAAAUCUCAUUUUUAAAAGGGGCUUUUAUACUAUUGGCCAGUUAAAUUUAGUAUGAUACUGAUGUAGAUUUUGUUUUCGAUUGGAAAAAUAUAUGAAUUUCCUUAGUAUUAAUAUACGUCACUGCCAAGUAAAAUAAAAAUAACUAUUUAUACCAUACCAUAUAACGGAUACCAUAAUUGUUGUGAGCCUUAUAUGUUUCGAAUUAAAAAUGUUUGAAUCUCAGAUUGAUGGACUCCUAUGUAAGGCCAUGUCUUAAUUUCGACUGGUGCUAUUAUAAAAAAAUAAAUAACCUAUGUAAAAUGCUCGCUUCUCUAAUUAUUUUUGCUUGUAAAUGAAAAUAAAUAAAUAAAUGGGUGUGUUUAAAUUUGUUAUAACUUGUCAGCUUUCUAUGACGAGCUAUGUAUUUCUCUGGUUUAUGACAUAGUUUUCACUCAUGUAAAUAGAAAUCAAUUACCAAAUCUAAUUGUCACAGUUCCCGGUAGAAAUUUGUUUAACCAUAAUGCUAUCAGAAGCUUUACAUGGAAUUCAAACACAUGAUUGUAAAUAUUUAUAAUUUGGAAGCUGGUAAGGCAUUGUGACGAUACUCAGCAACUAUGGUAUUUCUCAUAUAGACUGGAUAUUAUUGAACUGAAUUGGGGACACGAGAUACUUGCAAGUGAAAUAUAUAUGGGCAAGUGUAGUCAUGAUAGUAAUGUCUUUUGUUAAUAUAGCAUUAGAAUUUACACAUUAAGAAAAACACUUUUUGAACGGAUUGAAGCUAUGUAUUAUUAUUAAAAACUUAUAAUUAUUUUUUUUCGUUUUCUUUAUUCAUGAUGUUAUAAGUUCACUAACUGAGAUAAUUAUGUCUUACUUAGGCGUUCUCUCGUGCCUAACCUGUCGAAAUAUUAUUUAAAAAAAAAUCUCAGUGAUAUGGAGAAGCCGAAAGUAUUGAGUAGUUAGUAUACAUAAUAAUUAUUGAAUAUUAUUUAUUAGAGUAACUUAUUUAUAUAUGAGUAGACAAAUAUGGGUCGAAAAAUGUUUAUAGUUAUCUAAUAGCCACAUUCCAAUUUUAAUUUGUUACUAACAAGUUAUAUGUUUUUCUAUUUUUUUUUUAUAUUUCCUUGCUUUAAGUCGAAUAUUGUGUGUUGCUCAAUAUAAAAGACCAAAUGUAUGUGAUUGUCUAUUAACCAAAAUUAGUGUAAGUUUGUGCUUUGUAGGUACAAUUUCAUAAUUAGAAUACGCACAUUUUCGCCAAUAACGAAAUAAAACAUGUAUUUAUAACGUUUCUGUAAUAAAAAUCAGUUUUCAUCGACUUUAAAUACAUAUUUUAAUUUGAUUUUGUUAAGGUACACAAGAUAAUAAAUUUUGCCAUUGUUGUGUGGUUAUCCGUAAGAUUUUGUGAAAUUAAUACUUUCAAUAUCAUUUAGAGUUUAUAUAGGUUAGACUUUUUCGUAAUUUACAAAGUAGCGCCUUCCUUUAUAGUAACAGGUAACAGCUAUAAAUAGAUUUUAAUUUAAAAAUGUAUUUUGUUCAUAGUAUUGUCUUUUGUUAACAAAGCUUUUACACAUUUAGCAUUUAGCUUAGCUUUUACAAGAUUGAAGCUAUGUUUUAGAAUAAACUUAUAAUUAUUUUACAUAAUUUUAAAUUUCUCCCGACGUUUCGCGUGGUCACUCUGACUGAAGACAAAAGGUGUU